UGGACGUGUUUUGCAUGUUAAUUCUAUUGGAUUUGAUACUGCUUUUAUCGCAAUAAUUGAUUUGUUGGUGCUAAUUAUGUGUGUUGCUUCUGUUAUUCUUUGUCUUAGAGCAUUAGUUAGAGCACAUUUGUUGAAAAAUACGACAAGUGAAUUCUUUGAAAAGGCAUUUAAAAGACGUUUACCAAUUUCGGAUCAAUGGGAAUUCUUUAAUUUAUGGUAUGGAAUGAUUGUUGUGAAUGAUAUUUUGAUAAUUAUUGGAACAAUAAGUAAGGCAACAAUUGAAUUUCGUGAUUUUGAUUCCGAUUUGUUUACAUUAACGGGUGUUGUUUUAGGUAUUGGAGCACUUUUAGUUUAUAUUGGAUUACUUCGAUAUUUUGGAUUCUUUAGUCAAUAUAAUAUUUUGGUGCUUACUUUGAAGAAGUCACUUCCAUCAAUCCUUCGCUUCAUGGUCUGUGCUAUUAUUCUGUAUUCUGGAUUUCUUAUUGCUGGAUGGGUUGUUAUUGGACCUUAUAGUAUGAAGUUCCGAACAUUGGCACAAUCAUCAGAAGCGCUUUUUUCGCUCCUCAAUGGAGAUGAUAUGUUUGCAACAUUCUACACAAUUAGUGAUGCAAAUGCUGCAAUUAAAUUAUUUGGAACUAUUUAUAUAUAUGCUUUUGUAUCAUUGUUUAUUUAUGUUGUUUUGUCAUUGUUUAUAGCUAUUAUAAUGGAUGCUUAUGAAGUCGUCAAGAAUCGAUACAAUCAAGGUAUGGAUUUGGAGCGCUCUAUCCUUCAAGAGUUCCUUGCUAGCGAAGAUAUGCCCGACGUCAACACUCCAGAGGCAAGAGAAAUAUUUGCAACGGAUCAAUUACUUCAAUUAGAAAGUGGCUGGUUUUUGCGAGACUUUUCUCGUUUCUUUUCCAUUUUUCGUCGACUUCAGGGACGUUACAAUCCAACAACGUCUUCACCUCGUCAUCUUUCUGCAGCAAAUAACGGAGGUCCUUUUUUCGACUAUCGCUCGUUUGAAAAUACAUCACAUGAUGGAAUUUCAAUAACUGAAGAACAGCCAGCAAAUAUUCUCAAUCAACGACAACAAACUGGGUUUGGAACAGAUUCACCAGAGAAUGACUUUAGUCAAUUGAAUUUAAGUAAUGAAAACCGUAGCAGUCAACUCAAUAAUUUAAGUGGUGGAUCUCAACAUUUACAUCAUAGUGAUAACCUCCGAAUGAAUCAAUACAAUAAUUUAUCUCUCGAAUGA
Molecule: messenger RNA, 1234 nt
Organism: Meloidogyne enterolobii
Lineage: Eukaryota; Metazoa; Nematoda; Chromadorea; Rhabditida; Meloidogynidae
Source: the annotation of a GenBank genome assembly